Molecule: messenger RNA, 1569 nt
Organism: Laccaria bicolor S238N-H82
Lineage: Eukaryota; Fungi; Basidiomycota; Agaricomycetes; Agaricales; Hydnangiaceae
Exons: 7
Coding region: 1-1569 (522 amino acids)
Biological process (GO): protein neddylation
Cellular component (GO): cytoplasm
Molecular function (GO): NEDD8 activating enzyme activity
Source: RefSeq, a predicted model, not a curated record
AUGGCAGGACCCGAUAUCGACGCUGCAACCACCACAAUCGUAGCAGAGGCCCCACCUGACAGCAAAACCAGGCGAUAUGAUCGUCAGCUUCGGUUAUGGGCAGCUUCCGGACAGAACGCGCUCGAAUCAUCACGUCUCCUGGUCAUCUCUGGCACCGCUACCUCGACAUCAGUCCUUAAAAACCUCGUUCUCCCAGGGAUCGGCCACUUCACGAUCCUCGAUCCUGCUAAAGUGACUCCAGAAGAUGCGGGAAAUAACUUCUUCCUUGAGGGACCAUCGAGCAUAGGUAAAUUUCGCGCGGAAGAGGCGGUGCGACUUCUAGGCGAGCUGAACGACGGCGUUGAGGGAAAGGCUGACCUGAGAAGUUUGGAAGAAGUCUUGGAGAAGGAUAAGGAUUGGCUCACGGAAUUCACCAUCGUGAUCGCCCACAACUUGGAGGCGGGAUUGCUCGAGAGAUUGUCUGCGCUUUUGUGGGAAGAUGAAUCUUUCCCUCCUUUGGUCGUCGUCCGAUCAGCUGGAUUUCUGGCAGAAUUUUAUAUCCAGUUCCACGAGCAUGCUGUUAUCGAGAGCCAUUCUGAAACUGCGUCGUCAUUACGAAUCGAUAAACCCUUCCCCGCUCUCCUCGAUUACUCAGCCUCCCUGGAUUUCGAAAACAUGGAUGUGACCGACCACGGACACAUACCGUACGUCUACAUCCUCGUCCGCGUGCUUGAAGAAUGGAAGAAAUCGCACAACGGCAAUCCCCCAUCCAGCUACGAUGAGAAGAAAGAGUUCAAGAAGAUUAUCGUCGGCAUGAAGAAAAAGAUUGACGAAGAGAAUUUCGACGAAGCCGAGGCCCAAGCUUAUCGUUGCUGGACAUCCAGCACCGUUCCCUCUGAAAUCCGCGCUCUAUUCCAAGACCCCAAGGUGAAAUCCUUGACACCAAAGUCUGCUCCAUUCUUCCAUCUCGUGGCGGCCCUCGCCAAGUUCACAGAAGAACAACCGCCGAAUACCCUACCCUUGACAAGCACACUUCCAGACAUGAAGGCGAGCACCAACUCGUAUAUAUCUCUGCAGAAACUCUACAAAGCUCGCGCUGAAGAGGAGAAGACGCUCUUCAAAUCCUAUCUGACUGUGCCAGUAGAUGACGCGACCAUUGACGCAUUCGUUAAAAACGCCCACGCAUUGAAGUUGUUGAGGGGCAAGAGAUGGGGAGCCUUGGAUAAAAACCCAAGUGCGCUAGUGGCUGCCGUCGAGUCAGCGCCCAAACAGCUCUCCAUCCACCUAUCUCUAUCCGCGCUCUCAUCCCUCUCUACAAAACAGCAGCCGAACGCACCGCUUACCGUCACAGUCGAGGCUCUCGUCGCCGAGGCACAGGCUCUGCUCCCCGCUGGCACUGAUCUCCCAGAAAACUUUGCGGAAGCCGUUGGAGAGAUUGUCCGAGCACCCACUGCGGACUUGCCUAACACAGCAGCUCUUUUGGGGGGCAUGGUUGCGCAAGAAGUCAUCAAGAUGAUCACGAAACAAUAUAUCCCUAUAGACGGGUCCUGUCUUAUCGACCUCAUCGAAACCUGGACUGGAGUGUUCUAG